AUGACGUACACACGUUCUGCCAUCGUCACCGGCGGCACGCUCAACAUGGGCUACCAUGCCGCUCUCGGGAUAGCCCGUCAACACCCGGACUGGCUCGUUGUCGUCUGUUCGCGAUCCGACCGCGAACAUGCCGCCGAGUCCAUUAACAAGACCCUCAAGCAGAGCAACACCAUCUUCGCACCGCUCGACCUGGCCGACUCCAGCAAAGUCCGCGCCUUCGCCAAGGAAUGGUCCUCGAAACACCACCCCCCAAUCCAGGCCCUCCUGCUCAACGCCGCGCUGCAGUUCCCGGGAUCACUGACGCUCACGUCCGAGGGCAUCGAGUCCACCUUCGCCAUCACCCACGUCGGGCACGCCCUGCUGUUCCACCUCCUCUACCCGCACCUCGCGGCCAACGCACGCGUCGUCGUCACCUCGAGCGGCACCCACGAUCCGUCUCAGAAAAGUGGCCUGCCGGAUGCGAUCUACACGUCCGCGGAAGACCUGGCGCACCCGCCGCCCGCGAUCGCCAACGGGCCGGGCCGCAGACACUACGCCAACGCCAAGCUCGCCAACGUCCUGUGGACAUACGCCCUGCACAAGCGGCUGAACCAGCAGAUCCCGGAGCGCGGGAUCACCAUCAACGCAUUCGACCCGGGUCUCAUGCCGGGCUCGGGGCUCGCGCGCGAGGGCACCGCCGUUGAGCGGUUUCUGUGGAACAGCAUCCUGCCUCGGGCGCUGCCUGUGCUCCGGUUUCUGGUCAGUCCGAAUAUCCACAGGCCGGAGGAAUCGGCGGCGUCGCUCGUUCGGUUGGCAAUUUCAAAUGAGACGGCCGGGGUAUCCGGGAAGUACUUUGAGGGCCGGAGGGAGAUCCCGUCCAGCAAGGAUAGCUAUCAUGUGGAGAAGCAGGAUGACUUGUGGCGGUGGUCUGUCGAGUAUAGCGCGCAGGACGAGGCUCAGGCGAAGGCUUUCGCGGAGUUUAGGUAG
This is a messenger RNA of Anthostomella pinea, 966 nucleotides long. NCBI's taxonomy places the organism in Eukaryota, Fungi, Ascomycota, Sordariomycetes, Xylariales, Xylariaceae. The record is from the annotation of a GenBank genome assembly.